Prorocentrum cordatum is the source of this 3692-nucleotide messenger RNA. NCBI's taxonomy places the organism in Eukaryota, Dinophyceae, Prorocentrales, Prorocentraceae. The record is from the annotation of a GenBank genome assembly.
AUGGGCUUCCCCCCUCUCCCACCCUUCCAGUCGCUGCAGGCCGCCGCGCUCAGGAGCUUGGAGCUCGCGGCGCUGCGCCAGACUGUUCUCUCGGCGGUCCCUGCGUGCCAGCCCGUGUCGCUGGCCUGCCCGCCAGCGAACAUCUCCUGUCCUGUGGCGGUCUUCCCGCCUCCGAUCUGCCCGCCACCCGUGGUCAAUCUCAGCUGGCCGCCUCAGGAGGGCGGCUCGGUGAUCGUGGGCGAGAGGCGCGUCGUCGAGGCUGGCGUCUGCGGCGGUGUCCUGGGAGUUUUUGCUGGAGCGGCCGCCACGGGCUUGGUGGCUCGGCAAGGUGAUUUCAUUCUCAUCAGAUACGACCUUCCUGGGGCUCCUCUGUUCCACGAGCGUUUGGUCACAGGGGUGAGCCAGUCGGUGCCAGGUCUUCUCGCCACACUCACGGCGGACGGCGAUCACUACGCCGAGGAGACCAGGAGUGACGACGUGGCGGAGGUCCGCUGGUCUGGAGUGCAGGGCGCGACGUCCGCGGGAGUGGAUGCUCGGCAGGUCUAUCGUUUCAGAGCCAUGCCCUCGGACGCGGAGCUGGAGCAGCUCAGGAGGGACGGAGCGCUGCUGGUGGGUGGUCCUCCCCCCGCUGCGCCUGGGCCCCUUGUGCCUGCAGGCGGCGCGGCUGCACCAGCUGCGGCGCCCGCCCCCGCGGCCGGGCAGGGUGGAGAGGCUGGAGUGGUCGGCCGCGCUGGAGCGGCGCCCCCGAUCGCGGCUGCCGCGCCCGCUGUUUGGCUGGCCACCGAGGGCUUCCGCGGGCGAGGAGAGCGUCUCCCUGAUCCGCUGCCGCCGAACGCUGAGGUGCACGGAGACGUCGCGCUGGGCCCAGUUCAGGGUGGAUGGGUCACGGCACCCCUGGUGCCCGCGGCGGAGAUAGACGCUUUCGUCAUCGACGAUUUCAGGGUGCUGCCUGUGAAGUUCAGUCAGGAGGGAGCCAGGCGCCGCUCGUUCACGGAGGCCGUGUAUCUUCAGGUUGCUGACGAGCCCGAGGGGGGACUGAUGUCGGACGGACCUUCCUCGUGCUUGUGGGUGCUCCGGUCGUGGAGAGAUGCUGGGCUGACGCCCGUUACUCACCGCGCGAACUGGCUGAGGGCGGGUCGCAUCCCAGAUGGCGACCGCUCGAUCCACGAGCACGAGGUCCUCUGCAGGGUGCUGGAGUCCAUGAUCAGCGUGGAUCAGCUCAACGCGCCCGCGCUCCAGAGCGCCGAGCUGGUCUGCCGUCGCCUACAGGUGAUCGAGGACGCGCGCGCUGUGUCGCCGUCGGCACCAGACUACUCCGCCGCCGACGAGUACAUGGGCUGGUCUGCUCACCGUGGUGGCUCGGCGGUCGCUCCUGCCCUCCAGAAGCACGUGGCGGCCAACCUGCGAGACAAGGCCGCGGUGCUCAAGGGGGCCAGGAAGGCCAAGGAGGAGCAGAAGCUACGCCGAGGGCCGACGGGGGCAGCCAAGGGUGACCCCGCCCACAACGGGGGGUCGGGGCAAUGGCCGCCCCGCGCCGCAGGAGCUGGCCGUCCCGCGGCGGCCCGCAGGACUACUGCCGCCUUUUCACGCCGUGGAGCCGCCAAGGAGCUCCUGGCCACCAGCCUGUCAUGCACGGGUGACGAGGCUCCGAGCCCAGCGGUGAAGUACGUCAGAUCCCGAGUAGACAUCCCAGAAGUGGAUGCGGCCGUGUCUGCGGUUGAGACGGUGCUCGACCCGAUCGGGAGGGGCUACGUGCUGGAUUAUGAGAGCAAGAUGAUGCUCACGCCUGACGAGUGGUCCAGGGUCCUCGACUCAGAGCCGCCCGUCACCCCGUACAUGGACGAGGUUUUGAAGAGUGAUCCUGGCGCCUACCACCUGUUCAUCUCAGACCAGGUGAAGGCCAACAUGCUGGGGUUCACGUUUCGUUCACAGGAUUUGGUGACGCCCUUCUUCGUGACGAAGAAGAGCGGCGCCCAGAGGCUCGUCUGGGAUGCGCGGGUGCCGAACAGGGUGCUGACCGAUCACGGUCCCGCCCUUUGCCUCCUCCCCUAUUGCGAUAACAUCAACGUCAUCGGCACGGACCCCGACCGCUGCAAUGUACAGCUGAACGCGAUUUGCGCUGAGUGGAGAAGACGCGGAGUUCUGAUCCAUGAGGUGGUGGAGGCGGCAGACACCUUCACCAGCUUAGGCCGUUUUGUUGACGGCGUCAGUGGUUUGGUUUGUGCUGGCCCCGAGCGCGCGGAGCGCCUACGUCAGGCGGCUUUGUGGCUGGAGCAACGGCCGAGAGUGACUGGGAGGGAGGUGGAGAAGUUCAUCGGGCAUCUGAUAGAUCAUGCCAUGCUACGAAGGGAGUUGCUUUGUAUUCUCAGAAACUUGUACGAUGUUGUAAGAGACUGCUACAGCAGGACCUCCAGCACGACCCCCUGGGAGCUCAACCCCGACUUCAUCGAGGUCCCCGCUGAGGCUCUGCAGGAUUAUGAUUGGAAGCAGGUCGUCUCCGCCAGGGUUCGCGUCAGAGAGUCCAUUACCAUAGUCGAGGGCCGAGCGGCCAACAUGACAUCCAGGCACGAUUUCAGGAAGGGCUUCCUGAAGGGCCGACCGCUUGUCGGCGCGACCAGGGCAGAGAGGAGCGCGAAGAGACAAGAGUCGUCGGGCCCUUUUCGGAUCCUCGACGAGGGCGACAAGGGUUUCCUGGAGUGGAACGCGGUGGCCCCGCGGACGCAGGCCUACUACGAGGAGGCCCUGACCGGGUUCAGUCGGUUCGCCAGCUCGCACGGCCUCGCGCCAGUCACCUCGGCGGACGCCGACUUGGCGCUCACGAACUACGCCGACUACGCGUGGAGCAUCGGGCUGGAGAGGGCCGAUCUGCUGGUCGGACUCAUGAUAGUGGUGAUGUUCUGGGCGUACCUCAGGCCAAGCGAGGUGGGGCUAGCCGACGAGAGCAUCCUUCUCGACUCGGUCGAGGUGCCGUGGCUGGGGCCGCUCGUCGCGGGGUGCCUGACGUGCAACCCCGCCGCGAUGCUCUUCCGCGCGGGCGCUCAGGAGCUGGGGCGGCUGUGGAGGCGCGCGUUGGUGUUCAGGCUUUGCCGCCGCGGGUCGCUGGCCGAGAUCAAUGACAGAGGUCGCUGGGCCUCCGACUACAGCAUAAAGCGCUGCGAGGCUCACGCUCUGGCGCAGCAGGAGCUCACGGAGCUGGGGGCAGUCUACGCCGCGUUGUCGACGCGGCCUUUCCUCGAGCUCAUGUGCGGGUCCGCUCGCCUGGCCAGUGCCGUCGCCGCCGCUGGGUGGGCUGCGCAAGGCUGGGACCGCGAAGACGGGGAGGCCGCUGACCUCAGCGACCCUGCCGUGAUCGCCCGCCUCGAGCGCAGCAUUCUAGAUCAUGAAGUGGAGGGAGGCGCGUACACCGUCGACUUCGAGUGCCAGAACGAGGAGGGGCGGGAGCCGGGGCACGGCGUUUGCGUGCAGCUGGGCUUAGCUCGGGGCACCAUCGUUCAAGACACAGCCUGGUGGUCCUUCCUCAGCCCGACGGUCCGGAUCCCGAGCACCGGGGCUGCGGAGUGGGCCGGGCCUCCAGGCAAGCUCACGCAGGUGCUGUUCGGCAAGCUGCAGUUUGACCCAGCACGCGCGCGGCUGCUUCGGAUGCGGUUGCGCAGCAAGGCGGCGGCGAAGAUCUCCAGCCGUGCGCACACUCG